Drosophila nasuta is the source of this 1822-nucleotide messenger RNA. RefSeq names its product RIO kinase 2 (gene RIOK2). The transcript is spliced from 4 exons. Gene Ontology annotation, biological process: protein phosphorylation; maturation of SSU-rRNA. Gene Ontology annotation, cellular component: preribosome, small subunit precursor; nucleus; cytosol. Bases 97 to 1734 code for a protein of 545 amino acids. NCBI's taxonomy places the organism in Eukaryota, Metazoa, Arthropoda, Insecta, Diptera, Drosophilidae. The record is from RefSeq and is a predicted model, not a curated record. Gene Ontology annotation, molecular function: ATP binding; protein serine/threonine kinase activity.
UAAAAUUCCAUUGUUACGUUUAAUCGAAAUACUUGCACGUGUAGCACGCAAAACAUAAAUGUACGCAUUUGAUUAACAAAGAGAUAAACAAUAAAUAUGGGAAAAUUAAAUGUUACGGUGUUGCGAUACCUGACCAGAGAGGACUUCCGUGUGCUGACAGCCAUCGAAAUGGGCAUGAAGAAUCACGAACUGGUGCCCGGUCCACUGGCCGCUGCCAUUGCGAACCUCAAGACAGGCGGAGUCCACAAGUUGCUCAAGGAGCUGUGCAAGCACAAACUCUUAUCCUACGAGCGAGGCAAGAGAUAUGAUGGUUAUCGCUUGACAAACACAGGCUACGAUUAUCUUGCACUAAAAUCCUUGACGCUGCGUGGAUCUGUGAGUUCCUUUGGUAACCAGAUCGGCAUUGGCAAGGAAUCGAACAUCUAUGUGGUUGCUGACGAGGAUGGCACGCCCAUUUGCCUUAAAUUGCAUCGUUUAGGUCGCACUUGCUUCCGCAAUGUAAAGUCAAAGCGGGAUUAUCAUGGACGCAGACAUAAGGCAUCCUGGUUGUAUUUGUCGCGCAUCUCGGCGACUCGUGAGUUUGCCUACAUGUCGGCGCUGUAUGAUCGUGGCUUUCCCGUGCCCAAGCCCAUUGAUUUCAAUCGCCACUGUGUGCUUAUGGAUCUAGUCAAAGGCUGGCCAAUGACACAAGUACAUGAGCUGCUGGAUGCUCCGCAGGUUUAUGAUGACCUCAUGAAUCUCAUUGUGCGUCUGGGCAAUUCGGGAGUUAUUCAUGGUGAUUUCAAUGAAUUCAAUUUGAUGGUCACCGACGAAGGCAAACCUAUUCUCAUUGAUUUCCCACAAAUGAUGUCCACUUCUCACGAGAAUGCUGAAUUCUUCUUUGAGCGUGACGUGAACUGUGUUCGUGAAAUGUUCCGUCGAAAGUUUGGGUACGAAAGCGAGGAUUAUCCCAAGUUCAGUGACUUGGUUCGUGAGGAUGACCUGGACGCUGAGGUACAUUGCACUGGCUAUGGUUUCACCAAGGAAAUGGAGCAAGAGCUGCUACAGGAAUACGGCAUGGUUGAACUCGACGAACACCCGGAUGAGGAGGAAAACGAGGAACAAGCUGGUGAUGAUGAACCACCAACUUUGGUGCCUGCUGCUGCCGAGAUUGACGAGUAUCGGAGACAGUUGGAGAAUGAAGUCUCGUACAGUGAGACGAAAGUUACACAGAAAUCGGAUGAUGCUAUUAGGCGAUACAUUGAAUCGUGUACACAGUAUUUGGGCAAUCUGAGUAUUGGUCCCGAAGUCUCUGAUCAGACCUUGGCUGCAGCACCAAAAGACAUCGAAACUAUCGCCCCAAUUGAAGAAGUCAACGAGAAACCCAUAGAAGCAGUGCCGACUCUAGCGGAAACAACAACAAAAGCAGUUGAAGAUGCGCAUUCCAUCAGUUCCAAUGACUUGGAGACGGAUGACAUGCCUGAACUGGCCGGUCUCGAUCCCAAUUCUCGCAUGUAUCGCCUCAAAAUGGUCGAACAGAUGCUUAACGAUGCGCGCAGUCAGCGUUCCUACUCCACCACAGCCAGCACAAUAGCUCCCUCAGUGAUCACGGAUCGCAUACGCCGUAACAUGGAUAUACGGGAGAGGCGCGACCAUCGCAAGCGCUGCGUUGCCAAGGGAGAGGCAAGUGCUGUGCAUCGUCAUCGUAAGGAGAACAAGGAUGUGGUCAAGGAAUACGCGGGCUGGGAUUUUUAAUUCAUUUUGAUUUGUCACUUCGAUAAACUUUUAUGUAUAUAAUCGUUGAUACAAAUCUAUUAAAAUAUUUACAUUUAUGAUUUACUAA